AUGGUAAUUAUCAUCGACUGCACCCACGACGUCUUCAAAUGCGGUGAAUACGUUGACGUGGCCCACUUCCCAACUCUACGCUACUAUCGUGACAAAAAGUUGCAAAAGGCGUGGACCACGGAACUGGACAUGAUGACGGUGGAGGACAUCAGUGAUUUGGUCAUCAGGUCUAUCGACGAUAUACGGUACAUCGAGUCAACGAGGACCUGGUUGACCCUCAUCGAUGAGAAGGUGUCACAGUGGGCCACCCAUCCCGCAAUAAUCACCAUGAAGCCGCAGGAUACAGAGCCACGUGAAGCUGUGGAAGCCAUCGAUUCGGAUUGCGUCUUAUUGUUCCUUUUCGACCCAAAGAUGGCCGUGGCUGCUCGUCCGCUCUAUGAAUUGGCACAGGAUAUCGAGUAUCGGGAGACAGUACCGCUGGUGGUUGGAACGGUGAAUGGCACAUCACCCUUCGGCCUGGCCUUCUCGACGUGGGCCGGGUUGAAGCAGUUCGACCGCGCCCAGUGGGUUUUGGUAAACCACAAUGAG
This is a messenger RNA of Mesorhabditis spiculigera, 528 nucleotides long. The record is from the annotation of a GenBank genome assembly. NCBI's taxonomy places the organism in Eukaryota, Metazoa, Nematoda, Chromadorea, Rhabditida, Rhabditidae.